AUGGUUGAGAGCUUCGGUUUAGAGAAUAAUGAAUGGAUUGGAAAAACCUACGAAAAGAGGGAGCAUUGGGCGAAUGCUUAUCUUUGUGAUAAAUUUUGUGCUGGAGUGAGAACAACAUCAAGAUGUGAGGGAAUCAAUUCAACACUUAAAAAGUUUAUUAGAUCUGGAAAUUGUCUUCUUGAGCUCGUGGAGAACCUGGAUCGUGUGGUGAAGGAUUAUCGGAAUAACGAGUUCAUGACUAACUUCAAAUGUUUGUAUUCGGAACUGGUGAUGACAACUGGGUUGGAAAGUAUUGAGAAGGCUGUAAGCAAAGUGUACACGCGAGAGAUAUUCUUUGAGGUUAAGAAACAAAUAGAGUCAGUUGCUGCGUUGAUUGUGCUUCAUAGUGAGAGUUAUGGUACCAUUCAAAAAUUCAUGCUAAGAAAGUUUCGAAGGCCCCGUCGAGUUUAUACUGUGUUGUACGAUAGUAGUUCUGAAAAUUAUGAGUGUUCGUGCAAAUUGUGGAACAGUCUAGGGUCCCUUGUAGUCAUAUAUUUUGUGCAAUGA
Molecule: messenger RNA, 546 nt
Organism: Arachis duranensis
Lineage: Eukaryota; Viridiplantae; Streptophyta; Magnoliopsida; Fabales; Fabaceae
Product: protein FAR1-RELATED SEQUENCE 6-like
Exons: 1
Coding region: 1-546 (181 amino acids)
Biological process (GO): regulation of DNA-templated transcription
Source: RefSeq, a predicted model, not a curated record